AUGCGGCUGCGGAAAAGGCAGCGACUAUUUAUGGCCCUCUCAGGUGUUACGGUCUCAAACGUUACAUAAGAGAAAUGCAGAUUUGUGAUGCAAAAGGUGCAACAUGAUCCGGCCUCUUCUCACAGAAAUUAUACGCAUGACAAGUUCAGGAACCCAAAAACACCCCUAGAAUCUUCCAGCGAAACCUGUAAUGCGAAAAGCGCAAGUCUAUGCAUGGUACUCAUGCUGUUCAUGCAAGACAAAUUCCAGAUUCUAUUCGUAAUGCUUGAGAUUGUAACACCUGAGCAAGCCAUACGAUUGCGGAGCAGAAACAAAAAUACAAGGACGAAGAGGAGCAGGCGGCAAAAAUGGCACAGGAAGAACAGGGAGCUUUGGUAUAAUUUUCAUAGACUUGAUGAUGUUUAUGUUCUUGCUACUGUAACUGUGUUAAUCAUAAUCAUGAUGUGAAUUUACAUUUAGGAACAACAACUUUUGAUGUCUGCUCAAAUUGAAAAUACUAGUACAUUGUGUCACUGAUACGAAGUACAACUCAAGUUUAUUCGGUUUUUCGCAUGUGAUGAAAAAGGUCGCUACCACGCCGGUUGUUCCCGCUGAGGAGGGGGAGGAAGCAAAAGAUGAAUCCACAACGACGAUUGCCGAGGGGAGCGGAGUCGUGGAUGAAGAUGAGAACAGUACAACUGUGCCUCCUGGCGUCAAAUUUGGAGACCUUCAGGGGCACGCGGCACCGGCGGAGGCCAUGCAGGAACAGGAAGCGACGGGAGCGGUUAAAAUUGCGGGUGGGGGCGGGGAGGGAGGAAGUACGUUGCCUCCUCCGAUGCUGGGGGCCCCAGCGAUGCUGGGGUCCUCCGUGGAAAGCGGCGGAGACGAGGAGGAGGAGCAAGGAGCCGGCUGUUGUUAGGUCGAGUAGAGAUGAGGAAAUAAAAAUUGAUGCCCGCGCGGCUGGGAAGCGGGAGUACUUUAUUGCAUGGCGAGGCCGGUAUUCUUUCAGAUUCUGA
Messenger RNA from Amoebophrya sp. A120, 995 nucleotides. NCBI's taxonomy places the organism in Eukaryota, Dinophyceae, Syndiniales, Amoebophryaceae. The record is from the annotation of a GenBank genome assembly.